Molecule: messenger RNA, 3565 nt
Organism: Anguilla rostrata (American eel)
Lineage: Eukaryota; Metazoa; Chordata; Actinopteri; Anguilliformes; Anguillidae
Product: inhibitory synaptic factor 1-like
Exons: 2
Coding region: 2494-3429 (311 amino acids)
Biological process (GO): inhibitory postsynaptic potential
Cellular component (GO): postsynaptic density
Source: RefSeq, a predicted model, not a curated record
GAGCCCCCAUAACUCCGCUAACACCCUUCCAUCAUCCGGCACUCGGAAAGAACACACUGGGGUGUGCGGGCAGAGAGGAGGGGACUGGGGUAAAGGACAGACACACCAGCAGGACGGCACCACUGAGCGCAUUCCACAUCUUUUUUUUCCCCCCCUGUCUCUCUGCUAACUGCGCUCUUUCAGAGACCGACAUCCCUGCUGAGGAGGGGGGAGCAUCUCUCCUGUACCACUGUGAAGGGAGAGAGUGGGAAUCAGCUGUGCUAGUAGGAUUCAGCUUUAGUUUAGUCUUUCUGUCUUCGUUUCUUGCCCUUCUCCCAUCCUUUCAUUCAGUGUUUUCUGUGUGUGACGACUAGCUGCUGUCAUCUCCUCCCACCACAUCCCCGAAACCUUCACAUUCACAUCCUCAAUCUCUCACGUGUUCUCAUUCCACUGAGCUCCAAUACUUAAUUCUCUCUCUCUUUCUCUCUCUCUCACUCAGACUCUCUCACACACACACACACACACGCACGCACGCACACAGUGAAGCAGUUCUGUGUGAACAGACAGUGAGUGAAAGGGAGAGAGCGCGGGAGGAGUGUGAGUUUGUGCGUCUGUGUGUGCGCAUUUCUGAAGGAUCCAGUGACAGAGGCUGCGUCGGUGCUGGCGGAUUGCGUACGGCUUGGCUGCUGCCGUCUGCAAAGCCGAGCGCUCAGGAGCCGGGGACACGAGCACUGAACGCGAGCACUGAACGCGACUGCUGAUCUGAAGAAGUGCGUGUGCAUGGGACACACAGGGAACUGAAGCGUCACUACAGGAAGAUAUGCAUUUUUACCGGAGCUAAAGCUUUAAGUCCCAGCACUGCAGCACACUGCAUCUCUCUCUCUCUCUCUCUCUCGCUCUUGCUUUCUCUCUCUGUCUCUCUCUCUCUCUCUCUCACUCUCUCACAGAAAAAAAGAGGAAGAAAGCAGUUGCUUUUGAGUCUCCCCGUGUGUCACACAGGAUUCUCUCCGACAGUAUCGCCCUGGAUUCUGCCCGGAUUCAUCACUUCCCCUCUGUGCCGCUGAGACCUGUCUCUCGGGGGAGAAACGCAUACUGGAUUUACCUCCUUCAACUGGAUUGCCAUUGGCUUUUUGUUUUGUGAAAAGCCUCUAACUACAUCCUUAGGGAAAGCUGCGUUCAGUAACACAGCAAGACCACGCUCACUGGAGUCCCUUAGCAACAGCUGAAGGAGUUUAUUAAUUAAUUUGUGUUUUUAUUUAAGCUUGUAUUUAUUUGUCCUGCUGCCCUGGUUUUGGCGUAGGCUCUUUGGACAUAUGCGAGGAGAUGGAUUGGGAGCUCUGAACAAACAUGAGAGAGGUGGGCGACAGAAACGGUGAGGACAAUCAGGUCUCUGUCGUCCUGGGCUCUGGGGUCCUUCACUUCCCCUUUCCUGUUUUCCUUAAUAUUUUGCUCAUCUUUGCAGCAAAUGUCAAAGACGAGUCUCAGAGUCUCCACCAUUCUUCAGAAUUUGGUCUCUUCUUUUUCUUGGCUGUAAAAGCUGCAGUGCUGAUAGUGUUGAUUCCUUGUUACCCCCUUCCACUGUCCCUCCUCUCUGAGUGAGAAAUGAAGGACACGUUUCAGAUGUCCCAGAAGAAAUGAUCAUGUGCAGAAACAGCUUUUCAUGUGGUCCUUUUGGAGAUCACUCCAUUUUUAAUCAGAUCUGAAGGAACAGGAGCAGGAUGUGUGGCACUACGUGUAGCAUCUUCUGAAUUCAUUACAUUUUUUUUUACAUUUGUUUUUUUUUUUGCGUAUGUCGAUGGAAAAGCUUACCCUGAAGACAAACAAUGUAAAACAAAUCCAGUCAAACAAUUGAGUUACUGCUGGGAUCUCUAUUUUUCUAUUAGACAUGGAUAUUUUAUUUCUUUUGGACAGGCCAUCAUGAAAAGCUUGUGCCUGUCAACAAAUGAUGUUCUUCUUACUUUUAAAAAUAAUUACUUAAAAUUGAUUUUAAGGGCAAAGAUGACAUGGAAAAUGACAAUUUCAAAGUAGACUAGUGCCUCUGCUGUAAAUCUCCAGACACACAGACGCACACACAAACACGCACGCACACACAUACACACACACACACACACAGACACAAACACAUACACACACACACUCGCAGUGAUGAGAGGGCCAUCUGUUUCAUCACUUUAUCAUACACGGUUUUUCUUAAUUUCUGCUUUUUAUUUUCUGUUUUAAUGAGCCUGGUCUAGAGUUGUUUGUUCUCAUUGCUUUGUUGUUUUUUUCUACAUAUAAUUUGUUUCACUGGUGAAAACCCAUGGAUCUACACGAGUAAUACACGCAACUACGCAGGCAAGACGAGCUCUUUUGGCUGCCCAGGUGCUUUUAAGAUGUUGAGAUCUCCCUGCAUCCCCGGGGCUCCUGUUGGGAUCAGUAGUACCGUGGCUCUUGGUGGCCAGAGACAUGGACCCCGAAUCGGCUCCCCCCCGACCACAGCGUGCCGCCCCUUGGCCCCACGUCACCCUGUGAAGGAUGUCCCACAGUGCAGCUCCGGUCCAGGAUAUCUCUGAGACCCCCAGCCAGAGAGAACGAAUCCGCAGCCACAUGAAGAUGGUGAUUGACAAGCUGGAAGGAAUUCUCACUGAGCUCAAGGAUGUGGCCAAGGAGCUUCGGGAGGUUGUGGGUCAGAUCGAUAAGUUGACGGCAGACUUUGACUUUGACCUUGAGCCGGAUGACUGGACAGUGGCCACAGUGAGCAGCACGUCCAGCAGUGAACGGGGGCUCAGCGACACCUUCAGGCUCGACCUCUUCAACCCAGAUGUGCUCUCCGACAGCUGGGACUUCUCCAGUUUCCUGGAGGCCCCGUCUUUGAGUUCCACCCCAACGCCAAAGCCAGCAUCGCGGCCAGGGGAAACCGAGCCAGGGGUGGAGCCCACGACCAAUGCAGCGGCUGCAACACCUUACUCUCAGAUGAACGGGGGCCUCCCCAUCCCCAAUGGCCCCCUGAUUGUAACACCAGACUCAUCCAGCGAAGAGGCCACGAGCUCCACCUACAGCCACAAGACCUCUCGGACCUCCGGAACCAGGGAGCGAGUUCGAUUCAGCGACAAGAUCCUGUACCACGCGCUGUGCUGCGACGAUGAUGAGGAUGAGGGGGAAGAGGACGGCGGCCAAGCCACGCCCGACAGCGAGCUCAGCCCCCCCAUCACCUCACCCACGCCCACGCCCUCGCCCCCUGAACACGUUCUCCACAACUGUUUGGACUCCUCUUCGCUCCCAACUCCCGUAAGGGCUGGGAGAGGUCAGGGGGCCACAGGGACCCCCGCACCCCCCAGGAAAAGCCUCCUUAACCCUGGCUGCCGGAAAAAACUGUUGCGGAACAGCAGCACACAGACUGUCUCAGACAAAAGCACCCAAACUGUACUGCCCUACAUCCCUGUGAAACAGAAAACUAAGGACCAGCACUGAGAAUCAACAAAAACAAAAACUUUAACAAAACAAAUAGAGAAAACAAACUCUGUACUAUUUAAUAUUAAAUACAUAGAUAAUAGAUUAAUACAAAGAAAUACGUUACUUACUAAAUAAAUAAAUGAUAUAUGGGAAA